AUGAGCGUCGACCUGGACGAGUCCUCGACGAUCGACCUCGACCCGGACGAGAUGAUGGGCGCGUACGACGUCCUCGCGCCCGGCGACGCGCACGACGCGCUCUUCGGUGGCGCGCAGCUCGCGCCUGAGAGCGUCAUGUUGGACGACGACGACGACGUCUCAGCGGACGACGACGACGUCUCAGCGGACGACGACGACGCGGACGACGUCCGCGCGAUGACGACGGGCGCGGAUCGACGUGGAGAUGAUCAUGACAUCUCCGCGAGGGCCGAGGCUGCCGCGCCGUGCGAUCGCGAGACGGGCCCGUGCGAGUGGAACGCGGUGUGCCGCGCGCACGUCGACGACUGGGAGCGCGCGCACGGAGGCGGCGCGGGGAGCUACCUCGCGUGGCUGCGCGCGAACGCGCAGCCGAUCCCGGGAUGGUUGGAGGGAGGCGCGGUCGGGCAGAGAGGGUCCGGGUCCGUCGACGCGGUCGCGGGCGUCGCGGUGACGGAGGAGCCGCCGGAGGGGGUGAUGGACGCGACGACGACGACCGCGACGACGACGACCGCGACGACGACGACGCCGCCGAGUCGCUGGUUUCAGAACGUCGACGACGACGACGACGACGACGACGACGACGAGCGGUACGCGUUCGAGGCGGAGGACGCCGCGGCGACGAUCAGGGAGUACGCCGCGAGGGAGGCGAUUCGGCACGAGCGAGACGUGCCGAUGGCGAAGUUGGCCGCGAGGAAGACGGUCACGGACGCGUUCUUGAAGGCGGCGACGCCGCUCGUCUUCGGCGGGCCCGGCGCGCGAAGCGGCGGCGGCGGCGGCGGCCCGGUCGACGUCGGCUCGCCCGGGAGCGACCUCGGGAAAUACGACGACGUCUUGGACGCGUACUACACCGGCGGCGGCGGCGGCGACGACGACGACGACGACGACGCGAUGCAGACGGGAAGGGGGGAGAAGCGAAGGGCGGAGGAGGAGGCGUAG
Molecule: messenger RNA, 975 nt
Organism: Micromonas pusilla CCMP1545
Lineage: Eukaryota; Viridiplantae; Chlorophyta; Mamiellophyceae; Mamiellales; Mamiellaceae
Exons: 1
Coding region: 1-975 (324 amino acids)
Source: RefSeq, a predicted model, not a curated record